AUGGGUUUGUUUCCUGCCUCACCCCUUCGACCAACAUUAGCUGUGGAUUUGAAUAUGCUCGACUUUGUUAAUGAGCUUUUUGUUCGUUCACCUCCAAACACUACUGCAUGGUGUGACUCACUUGAGGCAUUUCUGGGUUCUCGUACAUAUAAGCUUGAGAGUAGAGAUGCCAUAAGAUGUCGCUUUGGAAAUGCACUACAGUGGUAUGGCAAUCUCAUUGCCCAGAAAGAACUUUUGAUAUCUGGGGUUAUAAAUGAGGGUCGUCUAAAAUACCUUGCAGAGGCUGGGUCUUCACUUGAAUCAGAUGACAUAGAUAGGGGAGACCAAAACUAUGAACCUCCCCCUUCUUCUAGUCCUACUUCAGUGGCAGAUGACACUAGUGAUGAUUCUCAUGAGAGUCAGAAUACUACAAAUGAUGAAACAGAUCUUCAGCGUCCAAGUGAAUACUUGCGGAAACAGUGCCCACUCUGUUUUGGUGGAGAUAAUCCACAUGACCCAAAUUUUAUGUAA
This is a messenger RNA of Laccaria bicolor S238N-H82, 510 nucleotides long. RefSeq lists its product as uncharacterized. NCBI's taxonomy places the organism in Eukaryota, Fungi, Basidiomycota, Agaricomycetes, Agaricales, Hydnangiaceae. The record is from RefSeq and is a predicted model, not a curated record. Bases 1 to 510 code for a protein of 169 amino acids. The transcript has a single exon.